This is a messenger RNA of Puntigrus tetrazona (Sumatra barb), 2097 nucleotides long. Its product is annotated as CD276 antigen homolog. Gene Ontology annotation, cellular component: external side of plasma membrane. The coding region runs from base 225 to 1004 and encodes 259 amino acids. The transcript is spliced from 4 exons. Lineage: Eukaryota; Metazoa; Chordata; Actinopteri; Cypriniformes; Cyprinidae. Gene Ontology annotation, biological process: negative regulation of T cell proliferation; cell surface receptor signaling pathway; immune response. The record is from RefSeq and is a predicted model, not a curated record.
UCUCUCUGUCAAUCGUUUUUGCAGUCCACUCCGCCUUUUCCACAACAUGCAAAGAGUUGCUUUUCUCACCGAAAAAACCGACUCGAAUUAGCGUUUCGUGUUUGUGUGUUGCUUUGCUAGGCGUGUUUUGUUUUCUGUGUGAAAAACGCGCCCCGAAGCGAUGUAGUGGACGGGUAGCUUUGUGCUUUUCAGUCAGAGUCCUCUCCAUUAGUUCACCUACGAAUAUGCUGCGACGUGUGCUUCUGCUCUGGAUCUUACUGAGUCGUGCAGACUCCUUUAGCGUCACGGUACCCUCUGCUCCUAUACAUGUUGUCCGCGGAGAUACAGCGUUCCUCCCAUGCGAAUAUGAACCAGCCUCUGACGUUUCUAAUUUGGUGAUCACAUGGCAACGGCAGGAAGACUCAAAAGUGGUCCACAGCUUCUACUACGGGAAAGACCAGCUCGAUCGACAAAGCCCCGAUUAUUCAGGCCGGACAAAGUUAAAUCACGAGGAACUUGUUAAAGGAAACGCAUCCCUGAGUAUAGCCAAUCUUGGACUGAAGGAUGCAGGGAAAUACAUGUGCAUAGUGAGCAACACCAAGGGAACGGACAGAGGAGAGUUGCAAUUGAUUUACGAGGCUUUUUAUUCCGAGCCGAGGUUAAGCAUCCUUCUCGGUUCCACCAAUGUGACUGUCCGCUAUGAGACGGAGGGCUACCCGAAGCCAGAGGUCAUGUGGCUGGGCUCAGAAGGUCAGAACCUCUCUGACAACCUGGAGGUUGAGAAUGCACCAGAUGGAGGAUUGUACUUCUUAAAAAGCAGCUACAUAGCCCAGAGUCCAUUCAGUGUCACAUUUACUCUAAAAAACCCUGCUGCGCCACAGAAGCUGCAAAGGCACGUUAACUUCAGCUACGAUGGGAACACGAGCUCCAGAACAUCUGUGGUGGUUCUGUCUGUGUUGUGUGUUUUCCUCCUGUGCUCCACGGGUCUGCUGCUAUGGUUACACUGUCGUAACCAUAAGAAAUGACCGCUCUCCCGUCCAUACUGGACUCUUGUAGAUCAAGAUUCACAUGGAAUUGCUAGAUAUUAAUUACUACUGCUAUACCAAUAGUGCCUCCAGGCUUUUGAACGAGGUUGGCGACCUUUAAUUUUAGGAGCGAUAACACUGUAAUAAUAACGUUUUGCAAAAAUAAUUUUUUCAAAUUCACGGCUACUUUCGACUAGCCGUUAUGUUUUGGAAACCUAUGGUAGCAGCGGUAACAUGACCGAGUUAACCAGCGAUGAUCCUAUCACCAGUCACCUUUUUAAUGUUUUUUUUAAAAGAAGCAUUUAUUUGAGGCAAAAGCAGUAAUAUUGUAAAAUAUUUUUGCAAAAAAAAAAAUACUGCUUUCUGUUUGAAUAGAUUUCAACCUGAACACCUGAAUAUUUUAAACUUAAUUUUCAGCAUCAGUCUUCGACAUCUCUGAUGCUUCUCAUUUUCUCUGAGAAAUCAUUCUAAUUGCUGAUUGGCUGUUCAAGAAACAUUUAAUAUUAUUAACAUUAUUAUUAACAAUAUUUACAACAGUUAAGAACUUUUUCCGUUUUCUCUGAAUAGAAAGAUCAGUAUUUAUCAAAAAAAAAAGAAGAAGCAGCUUGGGGUAGAGGGGAUGCAUUCAAUUGAUAAAAGUAAUGAUAAAGUAGAACGUAUAAUGUUAUAACUUUUUUCUUAUUUAUCAAAGCUAACUUAAAACGGAGAAAAAAAAAUUAAUAAAAUGUACUCCACUGUUUUUGAGCAGCAAAUCAUAAUAUUAGAACAAUUUCUGACACUGACAAGUGUAUUCAAAUAUAAAACGGUUAUUUAAAAUAGUAAAAAUAAUUCACAGUAUUUCUAAUGUUUUUAAUAUUUUUAAUGUAUGUUGGAUCAAAAGAGCAAAAGAGAAUUCUUAAAAAAUAAUAUUAAACAUCUUAUUGGUAGUGUGUUUUACAUCAUAAAAUAAAUCCUCAUUGUAUGGCUGCUGAAUUUAAAGGUUUUUAUUAUACAAAGCUUUAUAUGUAUUUUUUUUAUUAAAACAUUUUCAAUUGUCUAACAGUAAUAAACUUAAGACAAAAACCAAAUGAAAUAAAAUCAGGGUUUUCUUUCA